Molecule: messenger RNA, 6780 nt
Organism: Solea solea (common sole)
Lineage: Eukaryota; Metazoa; Chordata; Actinopteri; Pleuronectiformes; Soleidae
Gene: eif4g3a
Product: eukaryotic translation initiation factor 4 gamma, 3a
Exons: 35
Coding region: 437-5938 (1833 amino acids)
Cellular component (GO): eukaryotic translation initiation factor 4F complex
Molecular function (GO): translation initiation factor activity; protein binding; mRNA binding
Source: RefSeq, a predicted model, not a curated record
GCCGAAUCAUCUGUCCUGCCCGGACUACUGGAAGCGGCCGCAACGCCAUGUUGGCGAAGUCUCUCAUCUCUGUAAGGAAAAAAAUGAUGGAAAACAUACUUGUCGAGAAGAAAAGGUAGAUCGCCGAGGAAGGCUGAAGACCGUGGCGGUUAUUUAUUUUGAACGAAACGAACCCAACCGGAUCCGCGGAGGUUCCGGACGGACGAGGGAGGCUAAACCUCCCACCGUCCCCAUGAAUAGCACCGCUGAUCCGAGCAGCGACUUUCCAUGAAAAAAAGACGUUUGUGUUGCUAUUCGAGCUUCGUUAUCCCACUUCGUUAAAAGGGAUUUGGGGCCUGCUUCAAGAUAUCGCUUCGCUUGCUAUAUGUAUGCAAGCUAGGCACUGUUUGUACCAGUAUUUAUUAAGGUGUUGUUUUUAUUUGUUGAUUUUUUUGCAAUGAGUUUGCCACCGAAAGUGGUCCUCAAACAAGCCGCUGUCGCAGUUAGCGGACCUGGAAGUGGCCCCUCUCCGUCGAGCCAACUGCGGGCUCCCCUGACCUCCGUGUCUCUACCGCCGGGAGCCCCAACAGCUCCACAGCCCGGCGCUGUGCCGCAACCUCAACUCACACGGGUUCAGCCAUCACUGGAUGACCGAAUCUUCUCAACACAGACUGGAGUCACUGCAGUCUACAGCGUACCCAGGCAUGCUGGCCCACCUUACACUGCUCAUGACAUCACAAAGGGACACCCUAAUUUGGCGGGUACCCCGCCCGGUCAUGCCCACUCCCCGGCGCUCUCUCAGGUAUCCGUAGCCACAGCUUCCCAAUAUCGCUACCCAAAGGGCUGGGAGACAGGCGGAGGGUCUCCUUACAACCCUGGUCAAAAUGCUGUCUCCGCCCCUCUAGUGUAUACUACGCAGACGCAGCAAAUAAAUGCACAGCCACAGAGUCGCCCGUUUGCUACGGGCCCUCGACCAACCCAUCAUCAGGGAGGAUUCAGGCCCAUUCAGUUUUUCCAGAGGGCUCAGAUGCAGACUGCAAGGCCCACCAUGCAGACAAACGCGGCUUCCAUACGGCCUGGCUCGCAGACUCCCACAGCGGCCGUCUACCCCACAAAUCCACCAAUCAUGAUGACCAUGCCACCCAUGCCUUUCCCCUCCCCACAGGCUGCACAGUACUACAUCCCACAGUAUCGCCACAGUGCACCCUAUGUGGGAGCUCCUCAGCAGUAUUCUGUUCAGCCCCCGGGAUCUGGCACCUUCUAUACUGGUCCAGGUCCAGGGGAAUACCCUUCUCCAUAUCAUCCCCUCAGGUACCCCCCACCUGUCUCACCCUCUGUUCCUGCUCCCGUUCCCACAGCUGGUCCACCUUAUUACCCUGGACAAACUGUGUACCCCCCCUCACCCCCCAUCAUAGUGCCUACACCACAGCAACCUCCACCAGCCAAGCGCGAGAAGAAAACAUCCUCCCAGAUCCGUAUCCGGGACCCCAAUCAGGGUGGCAGGGAUAUCACAGAGGAGAUCAUGGCAGGGGGUUCAGGAAGCAGGAAUUCAACUCCUCCUGUCGGUCCCCCCUCUUCUACCCCCACCCCACCACAGCAGCAGCUGAGCAGCAGCCAGACCCCAGAGCAGCAGCAGCCAUCGCAGCCUCAGUCUCAGCCUCAGUCCCAGUCCCAGCCUCAGCCUCAGCCUCAGCCUCAGCCUCAGCCUCAGCCCCAACCUCAGCCUCAGCCUCAGCCUCCUCAACCACAGCAGUCCAUUCUUGGAGGCUACACAGUGGAACCACCGCAGCCCCAACACCCCCAACCUCCUCAACCGCCACAGCAGUCGGUGACAACAGCGGCUUCAGACAGCAAACCAGGGCCAGAUGAUGCACCAAAACUGGAGCCUGUUAUCCAGAAGUCUUCCUCACCUGGCCUUGUGCAGCCUGAAGCCCCUGUGGAGAGAGUGGAGGCAAACACACCUGUAACUGAGCCCACUUCUGCUAGUGAACAAGAGCUUCCCUUCCCUGCCUCACUACCCACCCAUGUUAACCUCCCACUUACAGUGGCCAACACAAGUGAACGUUCCUCAGCCAGGGAGUCCACUGCUUCUGCCUCUUCUUACUUGUCUACGGUUGGGGAGCAGAAGCCCUCUUUGGCAACACCUCAGACUCUCAACACAGACAAGCUUCUUUGUGACGCCCCAAGAACUUUGGCUGCUUCGCCUGUGUCAGCCGCCAAAGCUUUAAAUGGCCUUGCAGAGUCUAGGACUGAGCUAGACACCGCAGCUCAUGAGUCUUCAGUUAUGUCCUCUGCUGCUCUCCAGCCACAGGCCUCUGCCCCUGCUUACAGAGAGGUCACUUUCUCUGAAACUCUGCCUUCUGAUGUGAGGCCAGAGGUUCCCAUUGCUGCUGUGCUCGCCUCUAUGGCACCUGUGGCUGUGGUGCCAGUCACCCUGAGCUCAAGCCCUGCCCCGGCUUUGCCAGUUAUGCUCCCCCCUGGACUUCCGCCUCUAGUGCAGGCCACAACAGAGGCCGACGAGCCUAGCAAACCCUUAGACACUAAAGAGCUUGCUCCCAGAGUGGGUACUGAGGCACAUAGUGGCAUUACUGACAGCAAAACAGAGUCCCAAAAACAGACUCUCAUCAGGAAUAGUCCCACUACAGUAAAUCAAAUGGCUUCUGCAAUACCAAAGACCUGGAGGAAACCAAAUGAAGAGAUUGGGGCAGCAGACGGACCUCAAAAGGAGGACAAGGAUGAGCCGAUGUCAGUGGAUCCUCCUGCAGGAGACCAGGCCCUGCAGUCUGCUCCACUGAGAAACAGCCCAGUGCCCCUGCCAUCAGUCUUCGCUUCCACCCCUGCUGCAGCUUCUGCCAGCAGCCUGGAGGCUGACAGAAAGUCUGUAACCCCAGAGGAGAAUGGGGAAACUGAGAUGGAGCCCAUGAGGAACGGAGCCGGCCACACCUCAGAGACAGAAAGCAGUGACAGUGGAGCCGCCCCUGGAGACAAGGAAAACUCCACAGGGGCUGCGCAAGAUAUAGAAGACCUGUCUGACCCCAGUGGAAAGCGUCAGUAUAACCGGGACUUCCUGUUGGGUUUCCAGUUCAUGCCUGCCUGCGUACAGAAGCCUGAGGGACUCCCGCCAAUCAGUGAUGUGGUGCUGGACAAGAUGAACCAAAACAAGUUGCCAUCUCGAGUAGUGGAUUCAAGGGUGAUUUCCAGAGGACCUGAUUUCACACCUGCCUUUUUGGCAGAUUUUGGCAGACAGAUGACUGGAGGACGAGGCGCUGCACUCAUGAACAUUGGAGCUCGACGGCCUCCACCAAGAAAGAUCAUCAUGAACUUGUCAGUGCACGAUGAUGUUCAGCUGAACAAAUCAGAAAAUGCCUGGAAACCAGGCCUGAAGAGGGAGGGCCCCAUAGAUGAUCCCGAGAUGCUUCGGACAAAGGAUCUCUUCAAGAAGGUCCGCAGCAUCCUGAACAAGCUUACGCCUCAGAAGUUCAACCAGCUGAUGAAGCAGGUGACAGACCUGACCAUCGACACAGAAGAGAGGCUCAAAGGUGUCAUUGACCUGGUUUUUGAGAAGGCCAUCGAUGAACCCAGCUUCUCUGUGGCCUAUGGAAACAUGUGUCGCUGUCUCGCUACGCUCAGAGUGCCCACCACAGACAAACCCAACAACACGGUGAACUUUCGCAAGCUGCUGCUUAACCGCUGUCAGAAGGAGUUUGAGAAAGACAAGGUGGAUGAUGUGGUGUUUGAGAGGAAGCAGAAGGAACUCGACUCUGCUGCAUCGACAACGGAGCGUGACCGUCUUCAGGAAGAGCUGCAGGAAGCCAAAGACAAGGCCCGGCGGCGCUCCAUUGGCAACAUCAAGUUCAUUGGCGAACUCUUCAAGCUCAAGAUGUUAACUGAGGCCAUCAUGCAUGACUGUGUGGUCAAGCUACUGAAGAACCACGAUCAGGAGUCUUUAGAGUGUCUGUGCAGGCUGCUUACCACCAUUGGCAAGGACCUCGAUUUUGAGAAGGCCAAGCCUCGAAUGGAUCAGUAUUUCCAUCAGAUGGAAAAAAUCAUCAAAGAGAGGAAGACAUCGUCUCGGAUACGGUUUAUGUUACAGGAUGUUAUAGACCUAAGAUUGCACAACUGGGUGUCCAGAAGAGCUGACCAGGGCCCGAAAACCAUCGAGCAGAUCCACAAGGAAGCCAAGAUUGAAGAGCAAGAAGAGCAGAGAAAAGUGCACCAGCAGUUGCUUUCCAAGGACAGCAAGAGGCGGCCAGAUCCAAGAGAGCAACGAGAGCAAAGAGAUCAGCGCGUCCAGAGAGAGGAGACCUGGAACACUGUGCCAAUGACAAAGAACAGCAGGACCAUCGACCCUAACAAGAUCCCAAAGAUCUCCAAGCCUCAAAUGGAUGAGAAGAUCCAGUUGGGCCCACGGGCUCAAGUCACAUGGGUGAAGGGCAGCAGUGGAGGAGCCAAGGCCAGCGAGUCAGAACUGUCACGCACAGCUGGCCUCAAUCGUUUUUCUGCGCUGCAGUCCACGCCUUCAUCUCAAGCCUCCACCACACCUCCACAGAACCAAGACUUUGACGCCAGGAGGAGUCUUGGAAGCCGUAGCAGUACAGGCAGAGAGCGCAACGACAAGCCGCUGAUCUCUGCCCCACCACUGUCGCGGCCUGACCCCUUCAUCAGGGGAAGCAGUGCAAAAGAGCUGCUAGAGAGCCAAACUCCAGAGGAGCCACGCAGAGACCGGGAGCGAGAGGGAGCUGAGCCCCGGAGGCCGAGUGUCACAGAGGAAAAAACUGAGCCAGAGCGCAUCAGAGUCAAAGAGCCUGUGAAACCUGAGCCUGUGGUCCAGAACCCAGACAAACCAGUCCUGUCUGAAGAGGAGAUUGAGAGGAAGUCCAAGUCCAUCAUCGACGAGUUCCUGCACAUUAACGAUUACAAGGAGGCUGUCCAGUGUGUGGACGAACUUGAUUUGGGUAUUCAACUGCACAUCUUUGUAAGUGUCGGGGUGGAGUCAACUCUGGAGCGCAGUCAGAUCACACGUGACCACAUGGGCCAGCUCUUCUUCCAGCUCGUACAGAAGGGAAUCCUGCCCAAACUGCAGUUCUACAAAGGGUUUGCAGAAACGCUGGAGCAAGCAGACGACAUGGCCAUCGACAUUCCCCACAUCUGGCUGUACCUGGCUGAGCUGCUUGGCCCUGUGCUGAGGGAAGGGGGCUUCUCUAUGAGAGAGCUCUUUAGUGAAUUAAGCAAACCUUUGCUUCCUGUGGGAAGAGCUGGGAUCUUAAUUUCUGAAGUACUGCACAUACUAUGCAAACACAUGAGCCACAAGGCUGUGGCCUCUUUGUGGAGGGAAUCUGGUCUCAGUUGGGCUGACGUUCUACCCGAGGAAGAGGAUGUCCAGGCCUUCAUCUCACAACAGAAACUCCCGUUUCUUCAGUCAGACAGCUCCAGCUCUGAGGCAGUUAUGUCUAAAAAGACUUUGUCUCCAGAGGAGCUGAGACGCCAGCUAGAGAGACUCCUCCUGGAGGACAUGGCCAGUGACGAGCAGAUCUUCGACUGGGUGGAGGAAAACCUAGAUGAAUCUCAGAUGAGCUCGUCUCCCUUCCUGAGGGCUUUGAUGACAGCUGUGUGUAAGGCAGCAGUGAAGGAUGAUAACACCAACUGUCGAGUGGACACGGCCAUCAUUCAGAUGAGAUUGCCUGUAUUACUCAAGUACCUUAACUCAGACACUGAGCGACAGCUGCAAGCACUUUAUGCACUUCAGGCGCUGAUCGUCGCCCUGGAUCAGCCUCCGAACCUUCUCCGGAUGUUCUUUGACUGUCUGUAUGAUGAGGACGUCAUUUCUGAGGACGCUUUCUACAUGUGGGAGACGAGCAAAGACCCCGCCGAGCAGCAGGGUAAGGGCGUGGCCCUCAAGUCUGUUACAGCCUUCUUCACUUGGCUGCGGGAGGCAGAGGAGGAGUCGGAAGAUAAUUGACAAGGGAGACAUCCAGGGACAUGACGUAGUAGAACUACAUCCUUAAAGCAGAACAAACGUUCAAAAUGGUUGCGUGGGCAGGACGACAUGUUUACGGCUGGAAUUUUUUUUCUGCGGUACGGUUCUGAAACAUGCCGCCAUUUUGAGUUUGGAUUUCAAUGGCGGAAGCACUAAAUACCUGUAUUAUACAUAGAAAAUAUUUUUGUUUUAAAGUUUAACUUACUUUCCUUUUGUUACUUUAUAAGAAGAGACUUAAAAGAUACCAUGGUUCUGGACUCUUUAAUUUAUUAUUUUUUUAAGGACUGCAAAUAUGAAAGUUAUUUAACAUUUGCAGAUGCUCACAACAACAGAACAGAAAUAACAAUAUAAUUAAUUAUAAUAACAAAAUAAUAAUUGUGAAAUGAGUACCCUCCCUGGACUCCACACUGUUUGGUUUAAAACAGGGUUAAACAAAAUCAUUUUGGGAUGAAGGGGAAGCGGUCAUUAAGAAGCAGAGUGGAUGCAGAUGAACUGUCAACGUUUUUCGUGUAUGACGUUUGAGGUCAAGGGUUGUAUCCUAAAACCCAAUAAGCCGUGACUUGUUUUGCAUUGAUAUGUACAUACACCUCAUGAGAGGUAGAGGUAUGCAUUCAAGAACCAAUGCAAGUCAGUGACAGUCACAGAACUGUCAAAACAAUCGCAGAUGAACAAACCACAUACAUUCAACUGAAAUAAGCAAAAAUGCAACUUUAAAAAGCAAAUGGCCAGGUUCGCUGAACAAGACAUGCUUGUUGUACUUCAGACCUACAGAGCAGAAUCAGUGCUUGUAAAUACAUUAAAGACAAAAAAGGUGUUUAAAAAUG